UGCCUUGGUGUACAAGCUAAUUGUGAUUUGGAAGUUUAAGAAAUCAUCCAUUGUUUACUGUUCUUGUUCCUGUUGAUACUUCAUGUCAUUGGUAUAUUUUGUUUUAUUUCCUGACCCAUUAUAACAUGCAUCAGGAAGUAUUUCUUUAUUGGACCAUUUCUUCUAUUGAAAUCACACGUCUGCUUUCAAGAGCUGGUGUUAAAAACAGAAGCACAGCUGUGCCAAAAACAUUUUCUAGAUGGCAUAAUGAAUGAAACUUGGUGUGCACCAAUCUUUUUUCUUUAUAGAAUUAAAUUCUAAACAGAAUUGAGGAAUGAAUAGUCUGGUUUAUUAACAUUUGUUUGAUAUCUGUCUAGCAAUGCAGGGUGUGUAGUGAAAAUGGAAAAUCCUGUGGGUCUGCAGGGUUAACUGAUGGUCCAGGUGUCAUGGAUGCUGAUUUUUUGCUUUAUGUGAGUGCACUGACUACAGAACGUUGUGGACAAGAGGAUAUUGUAGCCUAUGCAGCGUACUGUCAACUGGAAGCAGAAUUGGACAGGCCUAUUGCAGGAUAUGCAAACCUAUGUCCAAGUAUGAUUCCCACUGAGCCACAAGAGUUCAAAGGCAUGUUGUCAACUGUAAAACAUGAAAUUGUCCAUGCUUUGGGCUUCUCUGCAGGACUUUUUGCUUUCUACCGUAAUGAUGAGGGAAAACCUCUAACUGCAAGAAAGGCAAAUGGUCUUCCAUCUUUUAAUGAAUCGCUUGGAUUGUAUCAGUGGAGUGACAAAGUUGCACGCAAGGCAUCAAGAUUAUGGGAUAUAAGGGGAAACAAAAAAAUCAAUCGUGAGGUCCUUCUCCUUGUGACUCCACGAGUAGUUAAGGAAGCCCAGAACCACUUUAACUGUCCAAUUCUUGAAGGAAUGGAACUUGAGAAUCAAGGUGGAAUGGGUACUGAACUGAAUCACUGGGAAAAGCGGUUGCUGGAGAAUGAAGCAAUGACCGGCUCUCACACACAGAAUAGAGUAUUCUCCAGGUUAACCUUGGCAGCUUUAGAAGACACAGGAUGGUACAAAGCCAACUAUAGUAUGGCAGAGAGACUAGAAUGGGGUGAAGGUAUGGGCUGUGACUUUGUAAUGAAAAGCUGCAAGUACUGGAUUGACCGACAACGGAAGAUGAAUAAAAAUGUAACUCCAUAUUGUGACACACUAAGGACAUCGCCAUUACAGUUAACAUGUCGACAGGAUCAAAAGGCUGUAGCAGUCUGUAAUUUAGAAAAGUACCCAGCACAUCUACCAUCAGAGUAUCAGUAUUUUGACUACCUUGAUGGUGUACCAGAGGGAGAGCUGCAAUACUACGGUGGAUCAGUGGAAAUAGCGGACUACUGUCCUUUUAGUCAGGAGUUCAGUUGGUAUAUUAGUGGCGAAUUCCAGCGUGGCUCUGAUUGCAGAAUCUCUCAAAAUCAGCCAGAGCCUUCUCGAAACUAUGGUGCUGAAGAGUAUGGACCAACCUCUGUCUGCCUUGCUCAGAAAUCUCGUUUUAUUAUGAAGCAGUGCAACAAGAGUCCAAGUUCUCCAGACUGGGGCAGUGGAUGUUAUAGGGUUUCCUGCACAAUUAAAGGACUAAUCGUUUGGGUUUCUGAUAAGUUCUAUUUAUGCAGCCGAACAGGGCAAGUACUAUCUAUUAAUGUUAAGAUGAGUGACUGGGUCUACACAGGAAGCCUGGUAUGUCCAUCCUGUUUUGACUUCUGCAAUACAUGUCCACCAGAGAGUGAUCCACCAUUAAGCAAUUUCACGAGGACAAUUCCAAUUGAUCCAUGCUCCAGGUCAUCAGGACUGGUGGUUACUCUUUGGUUCUUCAUAACCAACUUCCUGCCACUGGUAGUAGGCUUCUUCCUCUGUGUGUGGAAUUAACUCCAUUAAAGGCUGUACUAAGGUUGUACAGUUUGAACACUGCCACAGCUAAGCAUUAUUCUGCAAAAGGAUAUACUAGGUGCUUUUAUCAAAAAGACUGAAUUCAGUCUUUGCGAUAGGUAUAAGGAUUGAUUGUGACUUUUAAUCUCAGUUGAUUAAACACUCCAAGAAACUAUGGCUGUGUCAAAUGACAAGGGUGCUACUACUGUACUUUGUGUAUCGAACAAUACUGAACUACCUCGAAAAUGCUUCAUAGGAAAAUGAGCUAAAUGCAGUCUCUCCCUUGAUUACUUGUAUAUGCACAUUUGAAUGUCUUAUGUAAAUGGUACUGACUUGCACAGAUUGUCAAAUAGGAUUCAGGAACAUGUCAAUCUGUCACUAUUUGCACUUAUGUUGCUUAUUUUGCAGUUAGUGCCUCAGUUUUAUAAAAAAAACAAUCCUGCACAAUUGUUAGUGAUUAGUAGAACUUCUGUAAUAAUGAUUAUGUGAGCAUCAGAUAUUUGUUUUAAUUAUACCUUGGAUGUCGUGUACAGCAAUAAGUAAUUAAGCACAUUGUUGUCCAUUUUGUAAUCCUUUCCUGUUUUCCUAGUCCUGUAUAGUCUGUAAUCAGAUGUUAAGAUGCCAACAAUUCAGGGGACCACAGAAGCUGGGUUUGUAACUUUACUUAAAAAAAAAUAGAAAUCAAUAAGGGAUUAAAAUCCAAUAUUGAAGACAAGUGGAUAGCAGUUCCACUUUGUCCUCUAUGCUGUCCUAAUGGCUCAAUGGAUUUUAAAAAUCGAAGCACUGAAUAGGUCCCAAGUUGAACCAGGCUGAGUUGUAACACUCCCCAAGAUUGAAUUAAUUUUAAUGCUUACAGGAAGAUCUGUGAAUAGAGUAUGGUCACUUGAGUGAUAUUUAAGGGUGCCUAGCCCCUUUGACCCAAUAGGAAAUUGGCACUUUUAAAGCAGGAGAAAAAGCUGAUGAAAAGCUUUUAUUUUUGUCAACUUUUAAAAAGUUUAUUUAAAGUGAAAUUAAACAAUAUAGUUUAUUUCUACAAUAGAUCUAUCUACAAUAGUGAUCAUUUAAUGAUAUAAUUUAAUCAUAAUAUUACCAGAAUUAUACCAAUCAAAAAACUGCCCUGAGUAAGUAAAAUGAGUUUCCUACAGGAUAUCUCCUCAUAUAUUUGUAAUGAAGAGUUGAAUACUAAAGAAUAAUGGUGCAAUAUAUGUUUUGUAAACAUUUAUUAGUGUUAGUCAGUUAUGGUUUCUUUUGCUUAAUAAGCAAAACAUUAUUAGUGGGGUACAGUGGAGUGAAUCAAAAGCUGUUCUAUUAGAGCACAGAUAGGUCAGUUUAGCUAGAUGAAUUCCUGUACAACAAAAAUUACUGCUGUUAAAAGGACCGAUUUCACAUCGGAUCACAGCCCUACAUUAUGCCAUGUCAUAUAUUUCACAAGAUAGCAACUUAGACCAAAUAAUCUUAUUUGACACUAUCAGUAAAAAGUGAUCAUGGCAUCCUGUUCCUAGCUACUUUUUGCGAAUCUGUUAGUUUAGUUUUAGGAAGACAGUAUGCUGUUGAACAUAUUAAAACAUAAAUGUUAUGCUGUUUAACAGUUAGUUUAACCAUAUUAGUGAGGCUUUUCAUUUAGAAUAUAUUUUAUUGAGUGAAUACUUUGAAAUCAGUCAGCUUAUCUCAGGUGAUGAACUGUGAAUAUCUGAAGUCAUACCUAUUUCAGUAUUUAUUAGUAUACUGGAUAAAAGAUUUUUCUUCUUCAUAUUAAACUGUGAACUUGCCAGAUAUUUUUCUAGACAUGAAUCGGACGAAGGUAAAACUAAGUGCAAUAUAUUGAGUUUGUUUUUUUUCUCCUAGUUUGUUUCCCAAUAAUUGUAUGCUAGGAAGUUCAUUGUAUAAACACAAGUGGCUAGCACCUGUUGCACUUGGUUUGUAAAAUGUUCAUAUGUAUUUUUAUGUUUAUAAAAAUUGAAGGAAUGUUGUAAUUUAACAUGUAUAAUUUGGUCUAGAAGAAGUAAAGUCACUUUCAUUGCUCAAUGUUUGCAUUCUAAAUAUUGAUGCUACUAAGAGUAGGCUGUUUUUGAAAGCAUUAUAAAAUGCAGUACUAAUUAUUACUCUUACAAUAACCAUUACACCUGAUUAGACACUUUACUAUUUGUUAAGUUUUCAUGGGAAUGUGGAAUAAAACAUGAACCAAAUCAAUGUCUUGGUGUGAUAUAGGUGCGAGCAGUAAUUGUGUUUUCUUCUUUUUUGAAGACCAUAAAUGAAACAUGCAGCAUAUUGAUCAUUAUAAUUGUAAGAUUAUAAUUUAUUGAUAAUUUCAAUGUUUCAUUUAAAAUUACACUAUUUGACUGUUAUUAAAUUAGUCAGAUUUGCA
Rhincodon typus (whale shark) is the source of this 4251-nucleotide messenger RNA. RefSeq names its product leishmanolysin-like (metallopeptidase M8 family) (gene lmln). Gene Ontology annotation, molecular function: metalloendopeptidase activity. NCBI's taxonomy places the organism in Eukaryota, Metazoa, Chordata, Chondrichthyes, Orectolobiformes, Rhincodontidae. The transcript has 12 exons. Gene Ontology annotation, cellular component: membrane; cytoplasm. The coding region runs from base 426 to 1886 and encodes 486 amino acids. Gene Ontology annotation, biological process: proteolysis; cell adhesion. The record is from RefSeq and is a predicted model, not a curated record.